Cimex lectularius (bed bug) is the source of this 1491-nucleotide messenger RNA. It is a transcript of the gene Fer2, whose product is annotated as neurogenic differentiation factor 2. The record is from RefSeq and is a predicted model, not a curated record. The transcript has 5 exons. Gene Ontology annotation, biological process: regulation of transcription by RNA polymerase II; developmental process. Bases 631 to 1341 code for a protein of 236 amino acids. Gene Ontology annotation, molecular function: protein dimerization activity; DNA-binding transcription factor activity, RNA polymerase II-specific; RNA polymerase II transcription regulatory region sequence-specific DNA binding. Lineage: Eukaryota; Metazoa; Arthropoda; Insecta; Hemiptera; Cimicidae.
UAAAGAGAAAUCAACCGAGGUAAGUUCAUAAGGAAAUAACUCAUUAUCAAACUUUUUUAAAGCAAAAUUAUUUAAAUAAUUUAAGAAAAAUAGCCUGACACAAUCCGGAAUAUUGAGAACCUAUUAUUCAUACACACAUUGAUGUAAAAAACCCGUUAAUAUAAACUUAUAAUUAUAAUAAUUAUUGUUAUUAUCAAGAGAAAUCAACCAAAGUAAGUUCAUUUAACUAAAAGACCAUAUUAAUGUUUUUUUAAUGAAAAAUUAUUUAAACGAAUUAACAAAAAUAACCUCACACAAUCCGCCAUAUUGACUAACCCCUUCAUAGACUCAUUAACACCAAAUAUAAACCAAAAUUAUUAACUUUUAAUUGAUAAUAAUUAUUAAUAUUAUAAAGAGAAAUCAAACGAAGUAAGUUCAUUUUAUUAACACGCCACAUUAUUAAUAAUUUUCUAAUUUUUUAAGUAAAAUUGUUUAAAUAAUUCUAGAAAAAUAACCAGACGCAGUAAGGAAGGUUUCAUUUUUUUCCACCUUGCCGCCAUUUUCAUAGAUGGUUUUAUUUGAAAUAAUACAAUUAAAUAUCAUAACCCACUUUUUCUUAUUGACAAAUUCUGUCUGUUAUUCGAUAUAGUUAUGAUUUUUAUUUUUAUGAUCUUUUACAAGUCUACGGAAGGAAUUGACCCGUUCAUUGGAGUAACCUUAUUCGUCGACAUUUCGUCAGGAGGUUUCACAUUCUUAGAUUGGAUCUUUUUUCUGACAAGGUUUCAACAUGAUAUCGACGCUCAAGAGAAGCGCUAUUGGAACAGCCUCGACGACGAUCAGGAUCUCCCGAGCUGUCUCUACGCCGCCCGUCCCGCUCAGGCGAGCUACGUCCACCAGAUACCACAAGACGAUAUGGAAGGAAACGACGUCGGCUAUUUCGCCGGAGGCGGAGGAGGCGGGAUAGGAGGACCUGUGUACAGGGUCCAGAGGCAGGCGGCCAACAUCAGGGAGAGGAAGCGGAUGCUAAGGUCGGAAGGAUGCAGGCCACCCGUGAAAAUCAGUAUAAACUCAGCAUUCGACCAGCUGCGCGGCCACGUGCCGACAUUCCCGUACGAGAAGAGGCUCUCCAAGAUCGACACCCUACGUCUCGCGAUCGCUUACAUCGCCCUACUCCGGGAGGUGCUCGCCGCCGACUGCGACCCUCUUGAGUACGUCGAGAAGGCCCUCGCGAGCGAAAGCUCCCUCGAAAGGGCAGAGUGGAACACGAGCGACCUGACCGCGAGGCUGUCAUGGAUCAACUGGGAGAACCUGGGGGUCAACCCGAACCGAAGGAGUAUCCUCACGUCUCUGGCGCUCACUUGAACACCCCCGACGUAAAUGGAAAAAAACCUGAUAUUUUUCCUAAGGAAAGUAAAGUUACCAUUUGAUUUAAAAUCUACCAUCUGAGUCUAGUCAUCUUUGGUCUUUUUGUUUGUUUUUUGUAAAUAAAUUUUUAUCCUGUGGUCAGUUCAA